GCGACCACCUUGAUCUUAAAGGUGCCGAAUCCACGGGAGCUCUGCAGCGACCAUCUCCAGGUCCCCGCACUGCCAGGACAUCCAACCAAGGAUUGAUAAAGGAAAAUGGAAGGCGAUUGUGACCGGCGGGAAGGGCGAACUUCGUGGCAUCACCAGCCCUGUUUGCGCUGCGGGGAAAAUGCUUUCAAAUUUCUGGUUGCAGGAUUUGCUUUGCUUUCUGGUAUGUGCAUAGUGCUGACCACCCAACAUGCCCAACCAAUCCAUCAGCAUCUUAGACAAAAAGUCAGUCGUUCCCACUUAGAAAGGCACCCUGACACAUGGGCCACAGCCCAGCACAGGGUUAGGAGGUAUACAAAAAUUGGGACCGAUUGGCCCUGGUCUCAAGCUCACAUAAAAUAUACAGGAAGCAUGGGAUUAAAUUCUAACAAAGGCUUAAAUUUGUCAACGGUAGUUAUGCACGGGACGGAGGUGUACUUGGAAAAUGAGUGGAGCUGGGAUAGCACAAACAGACUUCCACAACUGCUGGGGAAGGUGGGACAAGAAAUAAAGGUAGGGUGCAGGGUAAUUAAUGGAUCCACUCACCAGCGAGUAACUCAAAUCUCCGUAACUGAAGUAAAAACUAAGAAAAAUCAGAAAAAAAACUGUGCUGUGGAAAAAUUGGACUGUUGGUGCAAUUUUACUUUGGUCCAGCCAGUCUUUGUGGUCUGCCUCUGGGCACACAACAGCGUGGGGCUGUCCUUUAAAUUCAAGAUUAGCACCACGGCACACUCCUUUGCUGCCGUUAAGAUCUCAAAAUGCCAUUUUUUGGCCUGGCAUGCAGCCCAACAUGCUGAAGUUGGCAACCAGGUAAAAUUGGAAAUUAAAUACUCCCAAGAAAGUAUAACCGACCCGAUGCAAAUCGAUGGCACCACUGUGACUGUUGCUGCCCCUAACAGUCGCAAGUGGGUUGUGCCAGUAAACUGCCUCCGUGAGAGCAAAACGCUUAAUAGAUCUGAAUUAGGCACGGAGGCUUCAUGGUAUAAUCAGGAUUAUGGACGCUGCCCACACCUGGUCAUAAACCUCCAGGUGUGGUGUCAAGGAAAUCUGAGCGUAGAAAUGUCCCCCGAGCUUGGAGGAAAGUGGUGGAUAGGAGGCCCCGAAGGAUUUAAAAAAGAGUUUACCAUCAUUGCUGUCUUGCGUCCUUUUGUUUCCAAAAUAGGCCCUUAUGUAGUCAAGCAAAAUCACAUCCAAGAGCUGUUGACCGGGCCUGUCCGAUCAUUGAAGAAGGUGGUGUUGUCUCUGUCCACUGUUAAUAUUUCAUCUGUCAGACCGCACUGUACCCCCUUUCUAUCCACCCUCCACACCGGCUGGCUGGCAUGGCUCCACAGCCGCUCCAUCCAGAGGAGCCGGGCCAGAAGAGAUCUGCUGGCCACGGCACUGGGAGGAGGGGGUGCCGGUCUGGGCGUCCUCAACAGUAUGAACGUUGAGGUCUUGGCCAACAAGUUGGAGGCUGUCACCUCGGGCGUGCACGGCCUCCUCAACCCCCUGAAUUCAUCUCUGGCCAGCCUUGGGAUGGGACAGUGGCUGGUGUCAGAGGUAUUGCCCACCUGGGAACAAAUAAGUGAGAAAGACCACCAGAUGCUGUUGCGAGCACUGGGCAUCGAACAAAAUAACGUCUCCCUUGCUCUUAGUUGCAUCCAGGCCCAGAUGUGGGUGCAGAGUGUCGUUGCAGGUAUCCUGAGAGAUGGUGACAAUGGCGUCCUCCCCACUGAGAUCCGGAAGAUCGUGUGGGACGCGGCCACAGAGAAGGAGCAGCAGCUCCAAGCCUGGUGGAGGCUCGUCAACUUCACCCAUGACCAGGUCCUCAACGCAGUCAUCGCCCACGUCCUGACGGUGGCAGAGGCUCGCAUCGAAAAGGUCUACCCCGUCGUGGCCCUGGGGGUUAACACAAACGGGUCCGUGGUUUACCCCCUGGACCACCGUAUGUGGGCGAGGCUGUCUGAUGGGAAAUGGCAAUCGGUAGAUUUGGAAGCCUGCAUUUUGGAAAGGGGGCUGGGAUUCAUAUGCGAAGAUGAUGCCCUUAAGGCAAGUGACGUUUGCUUCGACACCAAAGAAGGGGUGUGUCAUUUUGAGAUCAAUCCCCAGAGCAGUAAUAAAACCGUGCUGGGAAAGGGUGCGUGUGUUUCAGAACAAUGUGUAAAUACGUGCAAAUUAACGAAGUUUAUAAUCAGACCGUGUUUAACGACUCCAAUAUGUGUGCUUGCAAUGUAGCUAUUAUUAGAGGCUGCGAUUUUGUGUAUAAGCCACCUGUGUUUACUAGCCAGUUGCUAAUCAGAAACUACACCUUGUAUCGUAGUAUAACCCCGACCCCCAUCGGUAUGGAUUUGUCUCUUGUAAAAGAAAUGUUAGAGCAUGCAACUUUACAGCAGCUGUUAGAAAAUGCUAAGGCAGAAGCUAAAAAGAUCCUAAUAACUGUACAUCAUGAUGGUAAUGUUAUAAAACAGGUAAUGGAACGGAUUAAGGGGGUGGGAGAACAUCACUGGUGGGAAGUUUUCUUCGGUUGGUCCCCCACAGCCACCGGCAUCUUCAACACGCUGCUGCACCCCAUUGUAGUGAUACUGCUAAUGCAAAUCUGUGUGUGCUUUGCCAUGGUAGCGACUUGUUACUGGAUGAGGCAGGUGAAGCUCUGCAUUGACAACCAGGUGAAAGGACUGGGGCUGGCCAAGCGCCUCCUACCAUAGUCAAGGGCAAGACUGGGUUGGCCUCUGUGUUUGCCACCAAGAAGAACUUUUAGCUCCGCUGUUGGCUGCAACCCAGUAGGCGUUGAGCGGUGGGGACACACGCCAUACCAGACCUUGAUGUGAGGGAUGGCCUCCUCUGUUAGAAGAGGGUCAUCCGGGAGGGGAGGGCAGGCCAAGCAGCCUGCGGCUGGCAUGAAUCACAGAAUGGUUGAGGUUGGAAGGGACCUCCUGAGAUGAUCUAGUCCAAGCCCCCCUGCUCAAGCAAGGUCACCUAGAGCAGAUUGCCCAGGACUGUGUCCAGCUGGGUUUUGACUAUCUCCACAGAUGGAGACUCCACAACUUCCCUGGGCAAACCUGUUUCAAUGUUUGAUCACCCUCACAGUAAAAAAGCACGAGUUAGCAUAUGUAACUUCUCUUUGACUCUCCCAUCUAAUGCUAAAUGCUAAUGUGAAGAAGCUGCUCUUGUGCGAUUUAAGACUCCUUAAGCAGAGGAGAAGGGACUAAGGAAAACCAAGGACAGUGUCUUUGAAGGAAAGAGGAAGGGAACAUAAUGCAUGAGCGUGGAAAAGCACCAACUGAAGGUGGCAGAGCUGUUAGCAGCCUCAAAGACUUGGAAAGAUGAUAAAAGAUGAGCAGAACAAAAGAUCCUGUGAUCACCUGGGACUUAAAGGAGCUGAAUCUACAUGGACCUUUGCAGCAACUAUCUCCAGGUUCCCGAGACUCCCAGGACGUCUGGCCAACGGAUUGGUGAGAUCUUGUUUUCGGAGCCUGGACAUCAUGCCUUUGCUUUGCCUAGUAGUGCAUGUACUCAAUAAAAUUUGCGUGUUAG
Molecule: messenger RNA, 3549 nt
Organism: Cariama cristata (Red-legged seriema)
Lineage: Eukaryota; Metazoa; Chordata; Aves; Cariamiformes; Cariamidae
Exons: 2
Coding region: 106-2250 (714 amino acids)
Source: RefSeq, a predicted model, not a curated record